GAAAAACUGAGACACCUAAUGAAUCUCUCACAGAAAAAUUGAAUCAGACCCUAUAUACCAAUGAUCUAGAGUAAGAAUCCAAGGAGUAGAUGAUGGAAGCUUCAAGGAAAAUCAAUCAAAAGCCACCUCAUGUUUCGUCUAAUGAUCACAUACCUUCUCUUGAUUCCAAUCCUCUGAAUGUUAAUCCGGUUUCUAAUGCCACUAGUACCCAUGAUCCGGGUCGUUUAAGUAUAAAUCCAUCUAAUGAACUUAUAACGUAUAUUUUCCCUGAUUUUAAUGCAGUUAAGUAUUUCCAACGAGAGUUUAUGCAGUUGAAUGAGUUCCAUUUAAUUGAAGAAUCCCGUGCCUCCGGGUUUGAUAUAUAUAUGGUUGAACAAUGGGUUUAUAAUAGAAAAGUUGGUAGUAUAGUAUCUACUUUCACUGGGAAUAUGUCUUCUGAAAUAUCCGUGAUUAAAUUUACGAUCUUGAAGAAACCAACUAAGAAUUAUCCUUUGAGGUUUCAAGAAUAUUUAAACGAAGUGAUGUUAAAUCAUGGGAAAUUGAAAAAAAUGGAUCAGUCAAGAUCUAAAGUAUCAAGUGAUAUUGAUAAUCAUGUCAAUGAAUACUUAUUUGUUACAAACUUGACUGCAUUACCACCAAAUUUGAAUUUAAUUCCAAUUCCACAGAAUGAUGCAAGAGUAAUUGAAGAAUUUUUCAUAUUAAAUUCAAAUUUGAAAAAACUUCAUUGUAGUGGUCGGUCAACUUAUUUAAUCACUGAUAAGAUUUCGGAUGCUAAUGAAGAUAAAUUCAGGCAUAUGUAUAAGAUUUAUAAUACCACUAUUCCAAUUGAAUUUGCCAUUAGAGAAUUGAUUAAUAUUAUUCAAACUUGUCUUUUCUAUUUUGAUUUAUUAGAUGCUAAAUAUUGCGAUGGUUUACUUUGUAAUAAAACUGAAGAAGCUAUUUUAAAUUGGUGGAACUUGAUUGGUUUGCCCCACUUUAAUGUUAAACCUAAUAACCACCAUGGCAUCCUACCUUCAAGAACUGUUGCUGGAAUAAUAUCUUUGAUUAUUAGUGUUAAGUUAAGAUUACAUUUAAUUGGUGGAUGUGAUGCCCCAAAGGAUCCUUUUGAUUUUGAAAAUUUCAUGAUUUCAAUCGGACAGUUCCAAAAACAAUUUAAAUUAGAAAAGAAAAGAAAAUUGGAUUUGGAUACCAUCAAUAAAUUAUUCACUAUAACUAAUCAUAAACUUCUCCCUGAUUAUAAUAAUUCUCAUUACAAUAACUCUUCUCCUUCUAAUGAUUACAAUAAAGAUGACCUAGAUGAUUCUUUUGAUUCAAUGGCUAACAUGUCUGCAGCUACUUAUAGAAGAAAUAAACAUUAUUAUAGAAAAGAAAUGAAGAAAAUUACCGAUGUGGUUAAAAAUACUGUCCAGGAUCAUAUGUCUACAAAAGAUGAUGAUAAUUACUUCUUCACUGAUUCUUCAACUAAUUUGAAAUCAAGUGGAGCCAAGCUUAGAAAUAGAAUAGCAAAACUAGCUGAUAGUGUAAGCCCGAUUGACGUGGAAACCCUUGAUUUAGAAAUUUUGGUGAAAAAUUACUUGGUGGGUAAAACUUUACAUCGACUUUGGUAUGCAACUUCGUCAAGCGGUAAUAAUGUUAAUACUUCAAAUAAUACCUCCUCCAACAAAAAGUUUGGUAACGAUUCUCAAUUCACCAAUGGAAAUGAUAACACUGCCUCUAGUAACCAACGUCACGGAUAUCAUCAUCACCAUCAUCAUCAUCAUCAUCAUCUCCACAAUAACAAUAAUUAUUCAACCUCAAGUCGUCAUAAGAAUGGUUUUGCUGAUAAAGCAAUACCAAAGAAUUAUCAAUUUGUCAGUUUGAAAGAUUCAAUAACAAAAAGUCAAGGGAUUGGAUUUGCAAAUCCAAAUAGUUCCCUCAUUUCGGAACCCUCAAGGUAUUCUCGUGGUUUGAAUAAAAUGAAAUUUGGUCUACUGAACAAGCGAGGGCUAUUAAGUACAAACGCAGAUCAAAAAAGUGGAUCAAAACCUUAUCAAGAUGAUUCAUCCAAUGAAGAUAUCAGUUAUGCAAAUGAAUUAAAUGGUGCUACUGACCCCAGAGAAAUCAAUUGUUCUGCUGAUGAAAACAGAGGCCAACAUUCAAAUCAAAUAAAUGACUGUUCGAAUAAAAACCGCGAUAUAUUUGAAGAGGAUGACUUGCAUCAAUUUCAAAUGAAUUUGAAUAGACGGAAUUCAUUCCCAUUUGUGAAGAAAAAGGGAGAGAUAAACUUAGAUAUUAUUGAAUUUCUAAGAAAUGAAAAAGUCACUACGAAAGAGAAAAGGCACAACAAAAAUUCAGAUCAUAAUUCUUUGCAAAACAAUAAUUUAGAGAUUAUGAAUGAUUACAGAUUGAAAAAAACCAGAAGUUUUUCAAAUUUAGAAGAUUUACCCUUACCAACUAAUCAAAGCAUAAAUAAAAAGUAUCAACAAUUGAAUUUGGAAUUAAUCAGACUGCAUAAUAAUCAUAACCAGAUGGUUUCGAAUAAAGUAAAAAUCAUUGACGAAGACCUAUCUGGAAAUUUAGAUUAUAAGAUUAGUGAUUUAACAGCUACAAUUGACCGAAUUGUUUAUGAAACUAGAAUUGUCGUACAAAGAAUUAACGAAUUAGAAGAAAAUUCUAACUUGUUUGAUAGUAAAUUAAAUGAUCAAUGUAUGAAAAAACUAGCUACUAUUAUUAAUCACUUGGUCCGUCUGAAUAAAUUCAAGAAAGUCUUUGACGACCCAGAUGAAAGAAAUGAGUUGGUAUUGAAGCUCACAGGAAAUUCAGAAAGUGAGUUGGUUAAUAGAGUGGAUAAAAAUUCAAUUGACAAUGAGGGACUUUUCAGAUUAAUUGUCAUAUUCAUUUACGAUAUGAUUGAUUUCAUUUUCCAACUCUUCAAAUUCGAUCGAUCCAAAAUGAAUUUGGAUAGGAUCAGGCAAUCUUGGGGUAAACUUGAUCCAAACAGAAAAUACAUCAACAAAGCAUAUAGUUACCUUGGUAGGGACCCAACAAGAGGUGUGGACAUAGAGGAGUUGAAAAAAGAUGAGCCAGAGAAUGAAUCACCUCUGCAUAUUAGCCUAGCAAAUGAAAAUGAAACUACUAUGGAAUCAAGUAGUAAUGACGAACACAAACUUUCUUCCAGUUCUUCCUUGUCUCUGUGACUGCACAUUUCUAAUUAAUGAUAAAACU
This is a messenger RNA of Hyphopichia burtonii NRRL Y-1933, 3204 nucleotides long. RefSeq lists its product as uncharacterized. Bases 90 to 3176 code for a protein of 1028 amino acids. The record is from RefSeq and is a predicted model, not a curated record. The transcript is spliced from 3 exons. Gene Ontology annotation, cellular component: Sin3-type complex. Lineage: Eukaryota; Fungi; Ascomycota; Pichiomycetes; Serinales; Debaryomycetaceae.